Anopheles stephensi (Asian malaria mosquito) is the source of this 4441-nucleotide messenger RNA. RefSeq names its product trimethylguanosine synthase (gene Tgs1). Gene Ontology annotation, biological process: 7-methylguanosine cap hypermethylation; 7-methylguanosine RNA capping. Gene Ontology annotation, cellular component: nucleus. The coding region runs from base 150 to 3341 and encodes 1063 amino acids. Gene Ontology annotation, molecular function: RNA cap trimethylguanosine synthase activity. The record is from RefSeq and is a predicted model, not a curated record. NCBI's taxonomy places the organism in Eukaryota, Metazoa, Arthropoda, Insecta, Diptera, Culicidae. The transcript is spliced from 2 exons.
UUCGGGUGUUUGUGUUUACAUUGGCGCGAGUUGAGUUCUUGUGAAUGUAAAUAAAAAAUGUCGAUCUGAAAGGUACUGCAAACCAAAAUCCCCUCCCAGUGGUGCUUUUUGAUGCGCUGGUGGCAGUCGUGCAGCGGGACAAAAACACGAUGAGUGCUUCCGAGGGUCACUGGGAACCCCUAGCAGAGAUUUACCUGUCGCAUCCGUUGGUGAAGGAUAAGAAGAAAAGCAUCUAUUGCCUGUGCAGUCGUGUAUUCAUCAAAAACUACUACGAUGUUUACGUGUCCACCCUGGAACGUGGUGAUUCCGUGCCCUUGAUUCCAUCGAUGGAUACCAUCGGUCAAACGGAGCCGUCGUCUUGCUCUCCGGUGGCUGUAAAAACGGCAGAAUCUAAAGCUGCUGCUGCUGAUGGCGUAGCGCAAAAGGUACAAUAUUUGGCUGGGGGUCAUACACCCGACGAGCUGCUGGAUGUGCUGGAUCGCGCUGAGGUGGACGACGUGUUUAUCGAGGAACCAUUGGUAAAGCAGCUAAGCUUCGGGCGGGAUGGUGUGCGCAAAAUGCCUUCCAAGUGGGGUGAUCGCGAUGCGGGCACUACCAGUGACGCCAGCUGCUACUUCAGUGCCAGUGCUAGCCACUCCGAUACCAACUACUGCAGCACCGAUGAGCACGAGCACGUGCUGUACGCUUCUGGCGCAGGUUCGCAAAACGUGGCGACGGGUUUGAAGACGACGGGCAACUCCACCACCACCGUGAGAAGUUUUGUAACAUCCGGGCUACACUCCAGCGAUAGCGGUGCUGACCUGUCGGAACGAAUCCAUGAACGGAAACUAUCGCUCAAGGAUGAGCUGCUCGAGAGCGGUCGGACGAAUAGCGACGAUAACGAGCGCAAUGCGGGAUGUGGUGGUGGUGGUGGUGGCGGUGGGCAUGUGCCAUCCGCUGCAUUAAUGGAACGUAACAACAGUCUUCCGGAGGCAUUCGGACGGGAAGAUCUGCACGAUGCAUGGGAAACGUACUGGAGCAAGCACGGUGAAGCAAUAAUCUGGGCGUCUUGGAUCGAAAAGUACAGUGAUUACAUCAACCCGGAGUACCUGGAGCCGGAAGAUCACGACCAGGCCACCGGAACCAAUACACCGCACGACAAAAGUGAAGCCACACCGGGGACCGCAACCGAGGUGGAUAAAGACUUUUCGUUCGACAACGAUGCAAUCACGACCACCAGCAUGCAAAUCGUUGUGUCCGCCUGUUCACCGCAUCCCUACACAAAGUCCACCUAUCAAUCGGCACACUGGCCCUUGCCUUUCGGUGACGGUGCAGCGGGAGGCAGUGGCGGUGGCGGCGGUACCGGAGACGAUGCGCUUUGGUGCGCGCACCGUUCCGGUAGCUGCGAAAAUGAAGCGCUCCUAAGUCCGCGGUGCGAUUCGGUUACGUCGAGCAUACCGCUUACGGUAGGCACUACCGAUUCCAUGACCAAUGUCACGCGCAUGACAAUUUCUAGCUACGACUUUUGUAGCUCCAAGGUAAGCUCGGAUAGCUCGAAUCUGUCCGAGAGUCUCAGCUCGGAAAUGUCCAACGAAAGCUCGAACAGCUCCGAUAUGCUCGAAACGGAGUAUCUGGUCGGUGGUGGGAAUCGAACGACCGGAGCACCGAUACCGCCCGACGAAGAGGCGGCGAUGGAUGGCGAGCAGUACUGGCAAAUUCUGUGGCAGCAGCACUUCCAAGAGCUGUACGCCAAACAGUACCACCACUUUAUGGCCGAACACGCGCACGACGAUCAGAGUACGGGUUGCGGCGAACGAAGCACAAACUCCAAGUACCACAAGCGAAAGCGCAACAGCAAUAGUGGGGCAAACCGGGGCGAGCCAGCCCCCCGUUCCUACCACCAGCAGUUCCAGCAGUCGGAACAUCAGCUACCCGAAAUGGUAGCGGAAAUGCGUCUAUCGCAAGCGGAAGAUGCGACCGACGAGCCUAAGGAUGGGCAGGACGAGCACCCGAGCAGCAGCAGCAAAGACACGCAAGCUGCCAAACCGGCGGAAUCGGUUGAAGAUCUUACGACGGUGCUGCAAUCGUACGGUUUACCGACGGCAUUCGGGAAACCGGCAGGGGACGGAGGCGACGAUAGACCACCGAACGAGAAACCAGUCAAUCUGAAGCGCAGCCACGAGAGUGAUAACGAGGAAACGCCGAAAGAACGCUUGAAGGCGGCCUUCGAGCUGAUGGGAUACUGUUUCUCCGAUCCGGCAAACGAAACCGAAUCGAUCAUAAACAUCUCCGGCGAGGUAGUGUACCGCAAGAAGCACAUUCGGUUGCACAAUCGGGUGUUGAAGAUGAAACACCACAAACCGAAGCACACGUACUUCGACGACGAUGGGAACGAGCUGCCGGCAGCAGGCGGUAUCGAUAAGGUGGACUCUGCCGCUCCGGAAGCACUGCUGCUUCACACCUCUUCCGACGACGACGAUGAAACCAAUCCUGGCACGGUGGGGAGAGCUAGCGUACGCUCGAGCACGAUUCUGGAGUAUAAUCAGCUGCCGGUCACUAUCGAGCGGGACGUUGACUCGCUGGAGAGUGGUGACGGGCCGGGUGAGACGGGUGUGAUCGACCCACCAGCGCUUGCAUCGAGCGAAAGCGGAUGCACCCUGCCUGCGCUAGCGAGCACAAAGAAGGAGAAGAAAAAGAAGCGCAAAACCAAAUUUGUGGCCAGUCUGCCAGCGGACAUUGCGAACGAUCGGUCGCUGCUAAAGUACUGGUACAAGCGGUUCUCCCUAUUUUCGCUGUUCGAUUCGGGCAUCCGGCUGGAUCGGGAGUCUUGGUUUUCGGUCACACCGGAGAAGGUGGCCGCACACACGGCCGAACGGUGCCGCUCGGACCUGAUUGUCGAUGCGUUCUGUGGGUGCGGUGGCAACACGAUACAGUUCGCGUUCAGCUGCCAGAAGGUGAUCGCUAUCGAUAUCGACCCACGGAAGAUUGAAAUGGCCAAACACAAUGCGACGGUGUACGGGGUGGCGGACCGGAUCGAGUUUAUCGUUGGCGAUUUUAUGCAGCUGGUGGAUCGAUUGCGGGCCGACGUGGUGUACCUUUCGCCACCGUGGGGUGGUCCCGGCUAUCUGAAGGAGGAAGUGUACGAUCUGGAGCAAUCGCUGUUGCCCGUGCCGGCCACCCAGCUAAUGCAGGCUGCCCAGCGUGUGAGUAAAAACAUUGCCCUCUACUUGCCGCGUAACUCCAACACGCAGCAGCUGACGAUGCUGGCCGGACCGAACGGAGCGGUAGAAAUCGAGCAGAACUUCCUCGACCGUAAGCUAAUCGCACUGACCGCCUACUAUGGGGAGUUGAUCAACGAAUAGAGCGGGUUAAUUGCAUUUUGUGACGCGCGCGCGCACGAUCACAGUAGUGUAUCAGCCAGAAGAAACACCAACCGACACGACACACAGUCAGUCAGUCAGUCAGUCAGUCAGUCAGUGAGUACCGAUGAGGCACUGACUGCAUUCCGCAAUUUUUAAAACCGUCGAUGCUACAAGGGGCGACACACAAAUGAGAGGUUAUUUGUCUGCUUUGCAGCUACUAGACAAUGGCCGACAUUAUUCGGGUCGAAUAAUAGUAAUAUGAUGGCCGUGUUUUUGAAGUAGCUGUUGUUGUGGCACACGUACUAAGGCAGUAGAAGAGCAGUUCUUUUCGAAAAACCAGUGUUCCAUGUUCUCUGCAUUGGUAGUGAACUAAGCUGUGGUGCAAACGCAAAAUUGGACAGCGAAAAAAAGAAGAAAUUAGCUGGAUUAAAAGGCGAUUUUUGAGAUCAAGAAAUGAAAAUUAAUUCGUAUAGGACAAAAAGGCCAACCAGACAGGAAGAAUGAUGUCUGGCUUCAAAAAAUAAUUUUAAUGAUUUCUACUAACUCGUAGCAUAUAUCGGGUCGAUAUCAUCGUCUGUCCUGAAUUAGAGACUUUUUUUGCCUUUUUUCUCAUAAGUUCAGAGCUUCUUCGGGGAGUACUUGCUAUAUCUGUUUUCUUUCUGGAACGUAAAAAUCGUCUCAACUUUUUGAAUGUCCAGAUUAGCAGUUUUGCGAUGCCCAGCACAUUUACUACUAUAGCACUAUUUUCAUUAGGACAAUCUUGAGUAUAUGGUACUUGACCAAUAACUAAUAUGCAAGUUAGGAACGUUUAUGCAAGAUGGAUUGCGUUUGAGCUUUCGUUAGGAAAAAAAAACAAUACACUUAGGUUAGUGGUUUGUGUUCGUGUUUGAAUAAGUUUCUUCGAAAGUUUAGAGAAUCGUAUAUCUUAAAGCAAUUUUGAUUUUCGGUGUGCAUUGAACGAGAGAAAAUCGAUCGAGAUGGUAGUAGUAGUAACUGUAAGACACAAAAACUUGAACGACAAACGUAAUGAAUUAACACACACACUAUUACUAUUAAAAUUGAUCAAAAACGGUAAUAAAACUUACUUUAUUUCAACAUUA